This is a messenger RNA of Amoebophrya sp. A120, 2456 nucleotides long. NCBI's taxonomy places the organism in Eukaryota, Dinophyceae, Syndiniales, Amoebophryaceae. The record is from the annotation of a GenBank genome assembly.
AAAAGUUUGACGAGAUUGAGAAUCGGAAGGGCGUUAAACAGGUGGAGCAAUUGAGCAGUAUUGAGAGAGCGGUGAACGAUCUGACGAAAAGACUUGACGUCAUGGAAAAACGGAUAGUGCAGCAGUGUGAACAGAAAAUCAACGAAAGCGAAAAGCGGACGAUGCAGCACUUGGACGAAAAACUUGCGGGGCGUGAGGACGAGAAAUACAACCUUGCUAAAAUGAAUGCAGUGAUGCAGCGCUCGGGGCAAAACUUUGCUGCGCAGUGCCAAAAGAUGAACGACGACAACAACAAGAAAUUCGACCAUAUCGUGCAAAACCUUCGUGGACUCGCAAAUAAUCUGGGCGACGUGAAGCACGGUCAAGUUGAGCUGAUGAAGCAAGCCCAGAUGAAACAGAAACACGAACGGCAAGGGCGAGUCGACGACUCAUUCCAUGCCGACGUCGUGCAGAGAAAAAUACUUGAUGGUCUCGGUGAUCUUCUGCAACCGGUGGUACAGGCCAGCGUAGCAAAGGGGUUGCAGUCCAUUCGUGCAAGCGGCGAUAAGGGCAGCGUGAAGGACAGAGAACCGCCGCGAAAACAAAAAGUCCGGUACUCAUCUACCAACCACACAUCUGCUCGGCGCGAAGGGGAAUGUCGAAGCGAUCGUCGCCCUAUAUGUAGAUGCAACACGUGUACCAUGGUUCUGCAGUGGCCCGAAAACGAAAGAACAAUGCAGUGUGGUCGGUGUGGUGCUCGGGAGUGCGAGUCUUGCCGGAAAAAGUAUACCGCUCUGAAAAUCAAGGCCUUUCAAACCGAAGAAGAUUUCGCUGGCGCUGGCGUUGAUGCCGGGAUACACGUUUGCCAUCACUGCUCUCGAGACGUCAUCGAAUCAAAAAACACGAUGGAGCCCAGGUGCGCGUCCAUUCCUCAGUCCCCCAGGUCGAAAAUGGUCGACAACGGCAACACUGCUCCUGGGAGCGAGCCGAAGACUUUCCGUAUGACACCCGCAGACCAAAGCUCAUCGAGUGCUCUUCAGCGAUCAGGAGUACAGCGUGUCCCUGACAGACAACCGCAAGGGCAUGACCCCGGGGAUUGGUCUUCCAGUGAAAGUGCUGGUCUGGAAUUUUUUCCACCAAGCUCCAGCAACGAGAGCGAGAGUCAGGACGAGCGUCAAGAUGAAGUCAUUCUGAAGCGCCAGCGAAGCAGUACUAUCGAUAGGAGUAACUAACUUCGUGCAGUCGUGUGUGAAGAAAACUCUGUUGUAGAAGAAUUUUUUCUAAGUAGCAGAAUUCAGUGAUGAAAAGAAUCAGCGCUUUGACAAAAAUAUACUUAGUCAAGCCAAUUCCAACACACAUCCCCUCUCAGGCCAACCCCAUCGUCCGACGAAAAACGUUACACGCAGCGAUCGCGAUCCGCGCCCUCCGAGUUCCGAUCGCGUGGCUGAGGAGGCGCUCCGUAAAGUGGAAGAUAAGCCGGAACUGAAUGCCACGGUUUUCAGAGAAUCGUCGUCGUGUGUGUCGACGAAGGAGGAGCAUGGGAAUACGAAAAGGACGGAAUGGGUUCUGACGAGAAGUCUCGCGCAUUGUCAGCACACAAUAAGCGACAGGUUUUCAUCCGGUGUCAACGGAGGACCUGGACGUCCCCUGGUCGACGUUAUUCAUGAAUUGAUAGAUGGCACCCAGAAGGCAACAGACUUCCCGCGCCUGCAAGUCGUCGAAUUUGUGCCAAAAGACCCAAUAUCUGCCUCGGAUUCGCAUUCGCCGACGGUUUUGGUUACUCUCGACAACAGGCGGACGCAUUGCUUCAAAAUGGCCGGGAUUGAGUGGAUCGAAGUCGAUAUAGUUUCGACUUCGAGCAGCGAGUUCUGGAAGAAUGGAUUCGACAAGUUCACUAGGAACAAAGAAUUCCGCUACGAAGGCAAGGAAGCGAAGUGGGGCCGCGGCCAGUUGUGGCAUGACAUAGCUGUUCUGCCAUCGUAUCCACAUGAAGGUGCCGAUACGUGUCCGUGGGCAACGUCAAAUCAAACCUCCUAUCCAAAGCCCGAAGGAGAGUGUAGAUGCUACUACUGCUGCGAUGGACGAGCACGUGGAAAGCCGUAUACGCACUGGCCCGGAGCAGAGGGCGGCACCAACUACCCCGAUAAUAACUGCUGCAGUGCAGUAGACUCUUGUUGUCAGAAGUCGGCUCAGCAGGGGGGACAGAAUUACCCGGAUCUCGUUGAGCAAAUGGAAAGUCGUGAUCGUGCCUCGAAGUGGUACGACCAGAAUGACGAAGCAAAUAAAUCGGAAUGAAAAGUUUUUGUCUUGAAAACUUUGCCACAUGUCAAAGAAAAUGAAGUAAGUCCUUACCUAUUCCGUUGUCGUUUCCUAUUCUAAUUCUACUUCGCGCUGAUACAAAGUUCUUUAGUUCUUGCGAGAUUUCAAGUUAGGUACUACUCGUUCAAGCACAUUCCCAUUCUAUAUCAACACUGAAG